AUGCACUUCAGCCUAAAAUUUCUUAAGGAGCUACCUCUAUACGAGGAGGUACAACCGUACAAACUCUAUGGGUUUGACGAUGUAAGCGAGGAGGACCAGACGAAUUGUGUAUUCGAAAUUGUUCAGGAAGUUCAAGUAUACGAUGUUCGAGGUGCCGUCGUGGAUCCUAGUAUUGAUCGCGAGGGUUUCGAGUUCGUGAUAUCACCAACGAAUUGUGCUCUGAGUGCAGAGGUUUUCGAGGGUGAUGAUACUCGUACGAAUGGAGUUGUCGAUAGCUACAUCCGAGAAACUAUGGAUUUGGUUAAGACUAAGCUUGACGCCGAAUCCGUCGUAGCAAUUGAUUGGAGGUUCCGCAGAAGUGCAAAUGCGACCGCCGAGAAGCUUGAUGUUGGAGACAUCAGGAAGCAGGCUAUCGCAGUGGCGACAACAGCACAUUGCGAUUUCUCUUAUCUCGGUGGGUUUGAAAGGAUCAAAAUGCACCUAGCAGAGGAUGAGAUGGCUGCGAUUGAGCGAGGUGAACUAAAGGCGAUGAUCGUCAAUGUCUGGAGGCCACUGAAAACUGUCAGAAGCGCCCCAUUGAUAAUGGCAGACCGGCGAACUGUAUCAAAGAAAGACUUGAUCGAAGCCGACCAGGUAAUGGUUGACAAGGUUACCAGGACUGCAUAUGUCUAUCAUCGGCCGGACCAAAGAUGGUAUUGGCUCAAAAACCAGAGAGCGGAUGAGAUUAUUAUGUUCCCUACUUGGAAGGCCGAGACCAAUAUUGAACAUGCAGCAGCUUUCUUGUAUCAGUCUGACUCGUCAGAGUCGCCUAGGGAAAGUGUUGAGGUUCGAAUGAUUGUCUUGUCACGAGCAUGA
This is a messenger RNA of Hypoxylon trugodes, 855 nucleotides long. RefSeq lists its product as uncharacterized. The record is from RefSeq and is a predicted model, not a curated record. Bases 1 to 855 code for a protein of 284 amino acids. The transcript is spliced from 5 exons. Gene Ontology annotation, molecular function: oxidoreductase activity. NCBI's taxonomy places the organism in Eukaryota, Fungi, Ascomycota, Sordariomycetes, Xylariales, Hypoxylaceae.